Molecule: messenger RNA, 6289 nt
Organism: Rattus norvegicus (Norway rat)
Lineage: Eukaryota; Metazoa; Chordata; Mammalia; Rodentia; Muridae
Source: RefSeq, a predicted model, not a curated record
AGGAGAAGGAGGAGAAGGAGAAGGAGGAGAAGGAGAAGGAGAAGAAAAGAAGAAGAAGAAGAAGAAGAAGAAGAAGAAGAAGAAGAAGAAGAAGAAGAAGAAGAAGAAGAAGAAGAAGAAGAAGAAGAAGAAGAAGAAGAAGAAACAAUCAACUACACUGGGUGAGAAUGAGAAUGGUGGUAUGAUCAUAUUUGAUCAUACUUGGGGGUUCCUUCUAGACUUAGACUAUCUCUUGUAUGGUAUCCAUCUAGCCCUUCCACCACGCAUAUUGAGAUGAAAAUGGCUUCUGAAUUGGACAGAGCAGUGACUGCAUGUAUCAGAUAACAAGAAAAACAAGAAAAAAAACAGAAUUGUUCCUUGCACUUAAACACUUGGUGUUGGUCUGUUGUGUAUUUGAAAUGCAGUGACUAACACAGAGUGAUUAGCACUGACCUUUGGUGUAUGGAUAUCAAUCACAGGCACAAAAAUUAUUUUAGAGUUUUCCAAAGAAGCAGAAACAAUUGGAAAUAAAGGGUAACAUGAUAAAUUAAUUUGCUUGUUUAUGGAGGCCAAAGAGUCCUACCAUCUGAAAUCUGUGACUGGACAAGUCAGGGAAGCCAGUGAUAAAUUCCAGUAUGUAUCCUAACACCCCAGACUGAGGGGAGCCAAUGAUGUUAGUCUAGUCUCAGGGCAGGACAAGACUGAUGUACUGGCCAUGAGAGCAGUCAGGAAGAAAAAGAGAAUUCUUUUCCUCUCCAUAUUUUUGUUCCUCCCAGGUUCUUAGUGUAGGACGGUGUCUUCUCAUGUAAGGCAGGGCAACCAGAUAGGUUUGUAAGUCCACACAUUCAAAUGCUAACCUCAGCUGGAGGCACCCAGACAUAUCCAGAAAUAAUGUUUACUCUGUGUACCCCACAGUACAUUAACGAUGGCAUGGGAAACUAGUCACCAGCAAAGGACACGCAUAGAGCAAUGAAAAUUACUAAAUCACAGCAUACCCAAAAAAGGGUCAGAGGUCACAGCAUCACAAGUAAAGAUGGACUUAGGUAGUAGGUAGGUUUUGAAAGAUUUUUAAAUGAUUGAAAGAUGAAAAUAGAAAAAAAUCAAUGGAUGUAGAUAUUUACUCCUUCAUCCUUAAAUCAUUCAUUCAUACAUUCUUUGGGUUAUAUACUUUGUGCUUAGAGUCAUCUCUAACAACAGAGACAAAUAAAGCUUUCUUCCUUGCGCUUCACAGGCCAAGUUGCGUUUUGUGGGGCGGUGUGUGUGUGUGUGUGUGUGUGUGUGUGUGUGUGUGUGUGUGUGUGUGAAGUUACAGUCCUGUUAGAAGGUGAGAAUUUCUGUUUUUCUAUGUCCUUGCCAGUUGUCAGCACCACAAAAGAGAAAUGAAUAGUAACUUUGCAUUUCAUCAGUUUCUAACGAAGUUUAAGUGUGUUUUCUCUUCUGGAAACUGUGGCCAUGCUGGGCAGGUGUGGUAGCUCACAUCUAUGAUCCCAGCACUCCAGAGGCCGAGGCAGGAAGAGUACCAAAAGUUGGAAUGCAGUUUGGUCUACAAAUCAGUUUUGCUGUGAGCUUGGGAAGUUUCCUUUUUUUCCUCACCUACUUACCAGCUAUUACAAUGAAUCAAAGCUUUGAGCACAUGCCACCCAGGCAGAAGCUGAUUUGGUCCUUCGACUUCAAUGUUGGGAUGGCAUUUGGAUUUAGAUUCCUAGUCAAUGCAGAAACAAGGAAAACUGGAAUGAAAUGGAAUAACAUAUUCCUACCAACGGAUUCAGACAGCCUUUUAUUUACCUAUGUGCUAGGAAUGCUUUUAGUUGAUGCUUUCAUAUAUGGCCUUGUGGCCUGGUACAUAGAAGCUGUCUUUCCAGGAGAGUACGGUGUGCCAAAGCCGUGGAACUUUUUCUUGAUGCACUCUUACUGGUUUGGAGAAUCACGUCAACAAAAACCCGAAAUAACCCAAUUUUGUAAGAGAGUUGAAAGCAAGUAUUUUGAAGUUGAACCAACUGAUUUGACAGCAGGCAUCCAGAUCAAACACCUACACAAGGUAUUCCAAGAGAAUAACAUCACUAAAGUCGCCAUCAAUGACUUGUCUUUGAACGUAUAUGAGGGACAGAUUACUGUUCUUUUAGGACAUAAUGGGGCAGGAAAGUCCACUACUCUGUCCAUCCUCUCAGGUCUCUAUCCCCCGACCAGUGGAGAGGCCUAUGUUCAUGGAGAAGACAUCUCACAGCAUAUGGAUCAAAUUAGGAAUUUCUUGGGCUUAUGUCCUCAGCAGAACCUGUUGUUUGAUCACUUGACAGUAUCAGAACACCUUUAUUUCUACUGCAGGGUAAAAGGAGUGCCUCAAAAUAUGUGUCUUGAGGAAACUAACAAUAUGCUGUCAGCUUUUAACCUGACAGAAAAGCGUGAUGCAUUUUCAAAGUCAUUGAGUGGAGGCAUGAAGCGCAAACUCGCCAUCAUAAUAGCCCUGAUAGGGGGCUCCAAGGUGGUGAUACUUGAUGAGCCAACAUCUGGCAUGGACCCAGCCUCAAGGAGAAGCACCUGGGAUGUCGUUCAAACUUAUAAACAGAAUCGUACCAUCCUGCUGACCACCCACUACAUGGAUGAAGCUGAUAUGCUGGGUGAUCGCAUUGCUAUCAUGGUCCAGGGAACCUUGCGAUGCUGCGGAUCCUCUGUCUUCCUGAAAAGACUAUAUGGUGUUGGAAGCCACAUAGUCAUGGUGAAGGAACCUGUCUGUGACGUUGAUGAAAUCUCAAAACUGAUCCAUUACUACAUACCAACAGCCACCCUGAAGACUAAUGUUGGAAAUGAGUUAUCUUUUAUUCUACCCAAAGAAUAUACACACAAGUUUGAAGCUCUCUUGACUGCUCUGGAAGAGAACCAAGAAAACCUUGGCAUCUCUAGCUUUGGUAUGUCUAUCACUACCAUGGAAGAAGUCUUCCUUAGGGUCAGUAAAAUGGAAGACUCAAAACCAGAUAUGGAAGCUACCCAGUCGCCCUCUGCAGGAAGCAAAGGGAACAGGAAUAGAGAUGUUGAAAGUAGCAUGAGAGCAGGCUUUCCCACCCAGAGUGAAGACCAGACCAUUGUGUUUAACACUGGGUGUCCCCUCUACCUGCAGCAGUUCCAUGCAAUGUUCAUGAAGAGGCUGAUGUACAAUUGGCGAAACUGGAGGGUGCUUUCAGUGCAGAUACUGGGGCUUGUCAUUUCUACUUUCUUACUCCUCAAGUCUCAUGAGUUUAGACAUAAGAGAAUCAGGCAAAUGAAUUUGGAUGACUAUGGUCAAACCAUUGUGCCUUUUUCUAUUUUGGGGAAAUCUAAUUUGACAACAAGUCUCUUAAUACACCUUGAGAAUAUGCUAAAACCUGGCAACCACCAGCUCAAGGAAGUACAAGGAGACCUCCUCAAGUACUUGGAGGGGAAUGAAGAAUGCAUCCAUUUAUGUAUUGUUGCACUUUCCAUCAAGGUAGCUGCAGGUAGAGCGAAGCUUACCGUUCUGUUCAACAACGAAGCCUACCAUUCGCCAUCUCUGUCCCUGGCAGUUUUAGACAACAUUCUCUUCAUGUCACUUUCUGGUGCCAAUGCUUCCAUAACAGUCUUCCAUAAACCUCAGCCACGACCCACCAGCAAAGAGUGGCCACGGAGUACCUAUGGGAAGAUUGUGGCCUUCAAAAUUCAGCUGGGCAUGGCUCUUCUGGUCAGUGGCUUUUGCAUCCUCACGGUGACUGAGCGAAUCACCAAGGCAAAGCACAUGCAGUUUCUGAGUGGGGCUUCUGUCCUUGUGUACUGGCUUUCAGCUCUGGUGUUUGACUUUAUUAUCUUCUUCAUUUCUUGCUGCUUCCUAUUGGUUAUGUUCAAAUACUACAAAAUUGACAUCUAUGUCACUGACUACCACAUUUUGGAAACGAUGCUGAUCCUCAUACUGUUUGGAUGGUCUGCCAUCCCCCUCACAUACCUGAUGAGCUUCCUGUUUUCUAAAAGCAUCCCUGCCUACAUCCAACUUCUGGUGUUCUAUUAUCUCUCUGGCACUUCUGGUCUCUUGAUAGAUACCAUAAUAGAAGCCGGAUUAUCAACCAUCAUAUCCAACUCCACCCAAACUUUCCUGCUCAGUUCGCUGCUGUUCUUUCCCACGUACAACCUUGGGAAGUGCAUCAGUGAGUACACUGUUAUUUACCAGAGGAAAAUACUAUGCAUCCAGCAAAAGAAUGUUCUCAAAUACCUGAAUUGUAGCAAGGAAUACACCAAGAAGAACAUUUAUUCUUUGAAGAAGCCUAUGAUUGGAAAGUAUUUAAUUGCCAUGAGCAUCGCUGGCUUUGUUUACCUUCUCUUCAUUUUCUUUUGGGAAAAUAUCUCAUGGAAAUUAAGGAUGCUCAUCCACCAACACAUUUACUUUGGUGUCUGCAAGAAAUACAAGUCGGAUAUAAUUUCCAAUGAAUUAUCUGGGACUUCUGAAGAUAAUGAUGUAGAAAACGAGAGAAGAGAGAUCCUGUACCAGCCUGAAAAGUUCCUGAAUUGCCCAGUUCUCAUUAAGCAGCUCACAAAGAUAUACUUUAAGUCUCCACUAAUUCUGGCUGUGAAAAAUAUCUCCCUUGCUAUCCAAGAGAGGGAGUGCUUUGGAUUACUUGGAUUCAAUGGAGCAGGUAAAACAACUACCUUUCAAAUUUUGACUGGAGAAAUUACUCCUACCGCCGGGGAUGUGUUCAUUGAUGGCAUUAGCAUCACAAAGGAUGUCCUAAAGGUCAGGUCAAAAAUUGGCUAUUGUCCUCAAUUUGAUGCUUUGCUGGAAUACCUGACCGGCUGGGAAAUAAUGGUCAUGUAUGCAAGAAUAUGGGGAAUCUCAGAGCGUCAGAUUCGGCCCUAUGUGAACACGUACUUGAAUUCCUUGGAACUGGAGCCUCAUGCCAACAGUCUCAUCAGCACCUACAGUGAAGGAAACAAACGUAGGCUGAGCACUGCCAUUGCCAUGAUGGGAAAGCCCUCGGUUAUCUUCCUGGAUGAACCAUCAACUGGCAUGGACCCAAGAGCUAGGCGCCUUCUCUGGGACGCAGUGAUAAAGAUUCGUGAAAGUGGAAAGGCCAUCAUUAUAACAUCCCACAGCAUGGAAGAAUGUGAAGCGCUUUGUACAAGGCUAUCCAUAAUGGUGCAUGGGAAGCUCACCUGCCUGGGUAGCCCUCAGUACCUCAAGAACAAGUUUGGUGAUAUUUAUAUUCUGAAGACCAAGGUCAAGUCUGGGGAAACAUUAAAGGAAUUUAAAAAUUUCAUCACACUGACAUUUCCAGGUAGUGAAUUAAAGCAAGAGAAUCAAGGGAUCCUUAAUUAUUACAUUCCCAGCAAGGACAACAGCUGGGGAAAGGUGUUUGGCAUUUUGGAGAAAGCGAAGGAACAAUACGAUUUAGAAGACUAUUCCAUCAGUCAGAUCACCCUGGACCAAGUCUUCCUGGCUUUUGCUGACCAAGAUAGGAAGUGAUCAUGAGACAGAAGUUCCUUGAGAUUCAGUUACAAAUAGUGAUACUGACUUUUCUUUUUUCUUUUCUUUUUUUUUUAACCUAGAGCUGGGUACAUGGGGAGGUCAUCCUGUGCUUGUGAAUCUUCAUGUAAAUAUAUUUGUGUAAUAAAUACUUCCCUGAAAAAAGUGUCCCCUUCACUGAAGAUGGAGCUAAAUGUCCUGUUUCUGAUUUAUCUAAAUCUAAAAACAUUUCUUAGAGCUGUUUUCUUUCCUAGGAAAAUGAAAGAGCAGCACUCAGUUCUGUAAGGACCCAUUCUUAGAUGGUCGAAGUACUUGAGUAUAAACAUCUAAUAGUGAUGGUGCCAUCAGAUUUGCCCCAGUGGAAAUGCAUUCGUUUUAGCAGCUAUAAAUAAAAGCACAAACCCAAAACAAAUCAAAUAUGCCACAAACAUGCACAGAAAUAUAUAUGCACAAAUACAUAUCAACUUAUUCCCUGCUAUGUCUAAGUUAAUGUCAAAGUUUGAUAGUAUUAUUUCCAAAAUUCGAAAUGGUCUUUCAUUUUAGUGAUUAAAGAAAAAAAAUGAAGUAGUGUACAGAUGGGAUCAGUGGAGUAUCCUUAAAAAUAAUGUCCUGUUCUUUCUUUUCUUGCUUCCCCUACAAUGAAGAAUAAGAGAGUAAAGUAUAAAUGGAAUGAGACAGGGUUUCUCUCCUGAUUGUUGUCUAGGAAGUUGAAAUCCUCUAGGAAGUGAUGUGAUCUCUCUCUCUCUCUCUCUCUCUCUCUCUCUCUCUCUCUCUCUGCAAUUCAUGAGCAUGUAAGUAGGAUGGUUCUUGGUAGAUCUAUAAGUUGGUCUAGGAAGCUGCUCUGUGUUAGGG